AGGGGCAUUACAUUAUCAGAAACAGAUUUAACUAUGUGGUGGAGCUCCAACCAUAAUUGAGCUAAAGCUAAGCAAAAGAAAAAAUGGCAAUGGUUUUGCAAACUCACUUCCUUUCUUCCUUCACCAUCAUCAGUAAUAUUCAACACUUUUCUCACACCCAACCCAACCUCAGCCUCACAAUCAGAUCCGAAAAGGCUUCUGAAUCAUCCGAUUCCGAACCCAAAAAACCUGGGUCGGGGUUCGGGUCAUCGAAUGAAAGUGGUAAAAGGAAACAGAAACAGAAGGGGCAAAGAGAAAGGGCCUCCAUAAUUCGGCGGUCCCCAGUUGAGAAACCUUCAUUUGUUUCGGAACAACAAGUGGGUGAGACGAAGGAACAGGGCAAGAAUGAAAGCGCUUUUAUUCUUGCGUGGCUCGGUUUUGGCUCCAUCAUUCUUGUUGAGGGCAUUGCUCUUGCUGCAUCCGGCUUCCUACCAGAAGAGUGGGACAAGUUCUUUGUCAAGUAUCUCUAUCCAUCGUUUACCCCUACGGUUUUCUUGUUUAUUGCUGGAGCAGUUGCAUAUGGAGUCUUUAAAUAUAUGCAGAAUGAGAAAAUCACGGAGCAGAAAUAAUGUGACGAAUAUAAUAUUAAAAAUCUGAAGCCCUGCAUGGUAAAACUAUGAUUGACAGUGACUUCAAUCAUACUCCGGCUUCAGUUUCGUUCUAUUCCCCGUUGUUAUCAGAAUGAAAGAUGACAAAGAUGACAAGAAGGCUUUGGUAUCUCAGGAAAUUCCAAUAAGAACCAUUUCUGUUGGAUCCUUAGGGACAACACAACACGCCAUCAUAUGGCCAAGUACAUGAUAUUUUUGAAAGGGCUUCAUCCUAUGUUGUAAUUUGAUCACUUUUUUUAGCUAUAUAACUUACUUCCUAUCUUAACGUGGUGUAUUUGGAUUUUGAAUAUUCUCAGGUAGGUCUCCUCAUCAAACUCUAGUACAGCUGUGCUUUAAAUCAA
Messenger RNA from Gastrolobium bilobum, 988 nucleotides. RefSeq names its product protein LPA2. Gene Ontology annotation, cellular component: chloroplast. The record is from RefSeq and is a predicted model, not a curated record. The transcript is spliced from 2 exons. NCBI's taxonomy places the organism in Eukaryota, Viridiplantae, Streptophyta, Magnoliopsida, Fabales, Fabaceae. Bases 84 to 608 code for a protein of 174 amino acids.